CACAUACUGAGAUUUACUCAUGCUCAAUGCACAUUGCUCAUUGCCUCAUUCACCUGAGUUACUUCAAAGUUGUGGACUUUUCGGAUUGUGAAUGUUUUUGACGCUGAAGUGACGGCUAAAUAGACUUUCUAACAACCUCACAGUGUAGUGCACGUUGUAUACAUAAAUGUUUUCUGAUAAAAAGUAUUAUUUAUAGUAAAUAAUGGCUUUACGUUUCAUAAAACGUACUUACAAUCGAAUGUUUCUUGCAAAAGACCCAAAGCCACCUUAUACGAGUCAUGUAGUACAAAUUGGUGAUCCGGUACUGCGUUGUAAAGCAUUCUCGGUUCCUUCAGAGAAAAUUGGAACAAAAGAACUACAUAAUCUAAUUUAUAUUUUGAAAACGCUGAUGAAAAAAUCAAACUUAAUUGGCCUAGCAGCACCUCAAGUUGGUGUUCCAUUACAAAUAUUUAUAAUACAUUUUCCGCAUCCAUCCCAUUAUUUUAGCAAAGAAGAGAUAACACUAAAAGGAAUGGAACAUGUUGAAAAUCAGGUUUGGAUAAAUCCCGAACUUAAAGUUUUGGAUCAUGAAAAAGUUACGUUCAACGAAUCUUGUGCGAGUUUUAAGGGUUAUUCAGCAGAUGUACCUAGAUAUAAGCGUGUGCUUCUAACAGGAAUUGAUGAAAAUGGAGAGAAAAAAACCUUAGAUGCAAAAGAAUGGACCGCUCGAAUAGUUCAGCAUGAAAUGGAUCAUUUAAAUGGAGUGAUGUAUAGUGAUCGCAUGGUACUUAAUAGUUUAUGUUGUACAGGAUGGCAUACUAUUAAUAAAUAUCAAGGAUUUGUAGAACUUAGGUAUGAAAAUUAGAAAAUUGCUGAUUUGUCAAACAUUUAAGAAUCCAUUGUCAUUUGUCUUUUAUUUACGGAAAUUAACUAAAAUUGUUUAUAACCUAGUUAAUAUUUUUGUAUAUUAAGACUUGUUGUCAAUAAUAAAUUAUUAACAGUUUUUAUUGAA
Molecule: messenger RNA, 991 nt
Organism: Aphis gossypii (cotton aphid)
Lineage: Eukaryota; Metazoa; Arthropoda; Insecta; Hemiptera; Aphididae
Product: peptide deformylase, mitochondrial-like
Exons: 5
Coding region: 203-844 (213 amino acids)
Biological process (GO): peptidyl-methionine modification; N-terminal protein amino acid modification
Cellular component (GO): mitochondrion
Molecular function (GO): peptide deformylase activity
Source: RefSeq, a predicted model, not a curated record